GGGAAUCCACACUUUCUUUGGAAAUCAAGAUGGCGGCAGUUUCUCGUGCGAUCUUCAAGAUUAGAAUGUCAGCUUUCUCUAGUGUUUUUCCAUCAGGCACCAUUGUACCCUUUAAAAAAUAUGACUUGUUAGAAAGGUCUUUUGGAAGGGUUGGUGUUCGUCGAUGUAUUUUGACGUCGUUUGACUCACAAAACAGUGAAAAUGAGGAUUUGCAACAGAAUCCGUUUUAUGCCAAAUACGCGGAUAAAAUCAAGAUAGCACAAGAUGCUGAAAGAAGCCAGGAUUUUCGGUCUUUGGAAGAGAAAAUAAAAGUUGACCAAAGACUUACUGACGAAACCAACAGAAUGAAAGCAAUUGCCAGUGAACAUCAGAACAAACAGUCAAAAAUAGGUUCUAAGUCUGGCAGUGGAAGUUCAUCACAGUUUUCAAAAACAUCUCUUGAUUCUAUUCUACAUAUGGAUCGUAUCAAGGAUCUGGAUGGUCAACAAAUAGAAGAGCUCUGGAAGGAGUACCACAAAGACAAAGAUUGUAUUAGUGCAUGCAUACCAAAUGAUGUAUACCAAAGAAUCAAGUCAAGAGCUAUCACAUAUCCUAUGUUUAUAUUCCCUCUUCCAAGAGAAAAUGGCUAUGAAUUCAUGUUUGCCGAGUUUACUGGUGACAUUUGCCUAAUGACAUCUUUACUUCACUACCAAACUUCAGCUGAAAAUUCACCCUGGUUGUUAGCUAUGAGGCAUUUUACAGAAUUAAGUGAGUCGAAAGGUAUUGUAUUGAUGGUAGGAGAAGUUGAUACCAAAAAGUUGAGUGUUAUUGAUGCACAGUKGCUGGGAACUCAAGUCCAAAUGUACUAUGCCUCAGAGAACCCUGAAAGAWUAAGGUUACUCAGACUUUUUAACAAAGAGCCAGAAAAGUUUGACCACAUGAGUGUCAUUGACCAGCUAGACCAGGAAAUGGCCUCUGGUGCAUUUGCUAAAUAACUUGCAAGAUWUGUAUGUCUURSAGGCUUUUGAUGUWAAGAAUAGGUUAAAAAAUUAUCCAUUCUUGUUCAAUAUSUGCAAAAAGUGCAUGUUAAUUUGCAAAGAUGGUCAUUUGAUACAAGUUUGGCAGUUUCUGAAUACACAAUUUUAUUACCUGUCCAACAAAUAUUCUUACAACAAUAAAUKUAUUUAUGUAUAAAA
Molecule: messenger RNA, 1175 nt
Organism: Exaiptasia diaphana
Lineage: Eukaryota; Metazoa; Cnidaria; Anthozoa; Actiniaria; Aiptasiidae
Product: ATP synthase mitochondrial F1 complex assembly factor 1
Exons: 10
Coding region: 30-974 (314 amino acids)
Biological process (GO): mitochondrial proton-transporting ATP synthase complex assembly
Cellular component (GO): mitochondrion
Source: RefSeq, a predicted model, not a curated record